Molecule: messenger RNA, 570 nt
Organism: Podarcis lilfordi (Lilford's wall lizard)
Lineage: Eukaryota; Metazoa; Chordata; Lepidosauria; Squamata; Lacertidae
Source: the annotation of a GenBank genome assembly
AUGGCCUCCCUGGAUGUGGCGAAAGCAUUCGACUCCGUGGCCCAUAAUACCAUCAAGGAAACCCUUCAAAUGAUGGGGAUCCCUGACGCGAUGACAUACUACAUAAGUGAUGUUUAUGACCGGAGUACCACCAUACUUUCGUGUGGUGGCGUGACCUCCCAGGAAUUUCACCCCAGGUGUGGGGCGAAGCAGGGUGACCCAAUGUCGCCCUGUAUAUUUUACAUGAUUAUGGACCGCCUCCUUUGGAAGAUACUGAAGCAGGUAGGGACUGACCUGGGAGAGGGCGUGUCAGGGAACGGCGUAGCCUUUGCUGGCGAUCUGGUACUGGGGGCAUCUACACCAGUAGGGCUACAAACUACCAUCGACAUAGUGGGUGGAUAUCUAGCACUAUGUGGCCUCACUGUAAGCUCCGGAAAGAGCUUGACAGUAUCCCUGGAGAAUGUUCCCAGGGAGAAUAGAACGGUGGUGAACCCGCGGCAGGUAUUCACCUGUAACAGCAGACCAUUGCAAGCUCUGAAGUGGUCAGACCAGUGGCGCUACCUGGACCUGCGCUACCUUCACGCCAGAUAG